Messenger RNA from Bubalus bubalis (water buffalo), 1725 nucleotides. RefSeq names its product ADP ribosylation factor GTPase activating protein 1 (gene ARFGAP1). The record is from RefSeq and is a predicted model, not a curated record. Gene Ontology annotation, cellular component: Golgi membrane. Gene Ontology annotation, molecular function: GTPase activator activity. Gene Ontology annotation, biological process: regulation of ARF protein signal transduction; regulation of endocytosis. Bases 169 to 1452 code for a protein of 427 amino acids. The transcript is spliced from 14 exons. Lineage: Eukaryota; Metazoa; Chordata; Mammalia; Artiodactyla; Bovidae.
ACCCUGCGAAGCGCGACGUAGCCGGAAGCGGGUGGCGACCGGGUGGGCGGCCGGCGCGCGUCCUCUGUGCAGUUCGCGGCGCGGCAGACCCUGGCCCGACCCCCGCCGAGACCCCCGCCCUAACCCCAGCGCGACCAGGCGCAAAGGAUCUAGCGCCCUGCCCGCACCAUGGCCAGCCCAAGAACCAGGAAAGUUCUUAAGGAAGUUCGGGCGCAAGAUGAAAACAAUGUGUGUUUUGAGUGUGGCGCCUUCAACCCACAGUGGGUGAGCGUGACCUAUGGCAUCUGGAUCUGCCUGGAGUGCUCGGGGAAGCACCGUGGGCUUGGGGUUCACCUCAGCUUCGUCCGCUCUGUCACGAUGGACAAGUGGAAGGACGUGGAGCUGGAGAAAAUGAAGGCGGGCGGGAACGCUCGGUUCCGGGAGUUCCUGGAGUCUCAGGAGGACUACGACCCCUGCUGGUCGCUGCAGGAGAAGUACAACAGCAGGGCUGCUGCCCUCUUCAGGGACCGGGUGGCUGCUCUGGCCGAAGGCAAAGAAUGGUCUCUGGAGUUAUCGCCCGCCCAGAGCUGGACUCCGCCUCAGCCCAGGACACUGCUGUCCUCUGCCCACCGAGCCUCCGGCCAGGUGCAGAACUCCACUGCCUCUGGGGACAAGGCUUUUGAAGACUGGCUGAAUGAUGACCUUGGCUCCUAUCAAGGGGCCCAGGAGAACCGUUACGUGGGGUUUGGGAACACGGUGCCGCCUCCAAAGAGGGAAGACGACUUCCUCAACAGCGCCAUGUCGUCCCUCUACUCGGGCUGGAGCAGCUUUGCUACCGGAGCCAGCAGGUUCGCCUCAGCGGCCAAGGAGGGUGCGACAAAGUUCGGGUCCCAAGCAAGUCAGAAGUUCUGGGGUUCCAAGCAGCAGCCAGAGCUGGCUUCGGAGUUGGGCCACAGUCUGAAUGAGAGUGUCCUCAAACCCGCCCAGGAGAAGGUGAAGGAGGGGAAGAUUUUUGAUGAUGUGUCCAGUGGGUUCUCUGAGUUGGCGUCCAAGGUCCAGGGAGUUGGCAGCCGGGGCUGGCGGGACGUCACUACUUUUUUUUCUGGGAGAGCAGAGGGUUCAUCAGACAGACCCCCAGAGGGCCCAAGCUACCAGAACAGCGGUGGGGACAACUCCCAGAACACCCUCGACCAGAGCUUCUGGGAGUCCUUUGGGAGCACCGACCCUGCCAGGGCCCACCGGUCCCCAAGCAGCGACAGCUGGACAUGUGCGGACGCCUCAGCCGACAAGAGGAGCUCGGACAGCUGGGAUGUGUGGGGCUCGGGCUCUGCGUCCGCGUCCAACAAUAGGAUCAGCGACAACAGCGACGGUGGGGAGGCCUGGGGGGGUGGCGGGGAGGGCCGGGCCAAGGUCGCCAAGAAGGCCACGCCACCACCCACGGUGGACGACGGCUGGGACAACCAGGACUGGUAGGGGCCCGAGGCCAGGUGCAGUGGCCACUCCGCCUCCUCCCUCUUUCCAUUCCACCCAAGAAACGCCGGACGUGCAAGAAGACGGCCUCAGCCGAGACCCAAGAGCCACGUGCCUGUGGGAGUGGGGGCAUUUCUGUGCCCCUGAGCUCGCUUUCCGGGGGACCCAAGCCAGGUGCUGUCGCAGGCAGGGCUCCCUGCUACUGCAGGGCCAGCACACCCAGCCCCUCCCCAGAGAGCUCAGUAAUAAAUGCUCUCCCAGUGUUGCACGCGGCCA